Dromiciops gliroides (monito del monte) is the source of this 309-nucleotide messenger RNA. RefSeq names its product 60S ribosomal protein L38-like. Gene Ontology annotation, cellular component: cytosolic large ribosomal subunit; ribosome. The record is from RefSeq and is a predicted model, not a curated record. NCBI's taxonomy places the organism in Eukaryota, Metazoa, Chordata, Mammalia, Microbiotheria, Microbiotheriidae. The annotation marks the transcript as partial. Gene Ontology annotation, biological process: protein-RNA complex assembly; translation. Gene Ontology annotation, molecular function: structural constituent of ribosome. The transcript has a single exon.
UCUGAUAAGUGUGAGGUGGGUGAGCAUCUCUCCCAUAGCUCAGUCUCUCGGGCUCGAGCUGCCUGCCUCCCUCGUCCUGCCACCGCUGCCACCACCAGGUCCCCAAAAAUAGAGGAAAUAAAAGAAUUCUUGCUCACGGCCAGACGAAAGGAUGCCAAAUCUGUCAAGAUCAAGAAAAACAAGGACAAUGUGAAGUUUAAGGUUUGCUGCAGCAGGUACCUGUACACCUUGGUCAUCACAGACAAAGAGAAGGCAGAGAAACUUAAACAGUCCUUCUCUCCUGGUUUGGCUGUGAAGGAGCCGAAGUGA